UUGUGUUGGACUUUGACACUCGAGUUCCUUCUCCGUCUGGUGUAAGAUCAACCACCAAACAGGAUGCGUCCCCUGAAGGAUUGUUGGCCCUUUAAACGUCAGCACAGCUCCAUCAGCUCUGUGCUUUUCCACCAAACUGUUGUCCUUCUUUUUCUAACACCGAGCUGUGCAGCUCAGUCUCUGGUGUUUACACCAUCGCAGCUAAUCGUAGCCAGAGUUGGUGAAGACAUUGUGUUGCCAUGUUAUCUGGAUCCUCCUGUGGAUGCCACUGACCUGACCGUGGAGUGGAGGAAACCUGACCUGAAUCCUAGAUUUGUCUAUGUGUGGCGUGAUGGUGUAGAGCUAGCGUUUAAAAAACAUCCAUCCUAUGAAGGGAGAACAUCAAUGUCCAUCAACAAACUGAAGCAUGGUGAUAUUUCCCUUAAAGUCCACAAAGUAAAGCUCUCUGAUGAGGGGAGAUAUGGAUGCUUCAUUCCUACACUGAACAGGGAGGCUACUGUUGAACUUCUGGUCGGGGCAGUCUCAUCCCUCAUCAUCAGCUUUGGGACAACGGAGACUGAUGGAGACAUCAGAAGGUUGGUGUUUCAGUGUGAGUCCGAAGGCUGGUAUCCAGAGCCUGAGGUGUUGUGGCUGGACAGUGAGGGAAAACUUCUCUCUGCUGGAUCUACAGAGACCAUCAGAGGUCCCGAUGAUCUCUAUACUGUCAGCAGCAGAGUGACUGUGGAGAGGAGACACAACAACAUGUUCACCUGUAGAGUCACACAGAACAACAUCAACCAGACCAGAGAGACACACGUACAUGUUCCAGAUGAUUUCAACAAUGUUCAGUGUUCUGCGACUCUUCCAAUCAUCUGCAGCCUGGUUGUGGGUUUUGUUGUUAUUCUUUCAGUCGUCUUUUUAGUGUGGAUCUGGAGACAGAAACAAAAAAGGAACAUCCGUAUGCAGUCAAAGAAAGACACAACAUCAACUUUAGGUAACACAGAACUUGACUUGCUCAAUGCAAAGAAGACAAAAACACAGCAGGACUUUGCAGAGAGCCCAACCAUCCAAGAUUUGGAUGAGAAAAAAGCCAGCCUUGAUGUAAAGUUAAAAGAAAUGGAGGACAAAAACAGAGAUUUGUUGGUGAUGAUUAAUUCAUUAAUGAAUUACAAAAAGGAUCUGGAGGACCAAAGAAAGCAUUAUAAGGAACAUCAGCAAGAGAUCCAGAGACAGAACAGCCAGAAUCAUCAUGUGUUAGAAAAAGAUUUGAUAAAACAGAAUGGCGAGAGUUACGUGAAAUACUCCGAGGAUAAUGAAACAGACAUGAUCAUGAAGUCCAUAUUAAAUAUGGUUGAUCAAUUGACGGAGAAGAAGCAGCGUUUGAACAGUAGAAUGGAUGAAAUUAUUAAACAACAGGGUGAGAUCAAGGAGCAGAGAGAUAAACUACAGACCAAACUGAAGGGCGGCAGUAGCUCAGUCAGCUGCCAGUCCACUUCCUGAGCACUGCCGAGGUGCCCAUGAGCAAGGCACCGAACCCCAAAACUGCUCUAGAGUGCUCGCUGUGUGCAGCUCCCUCACUCUGAGACCUCUCCAUUAGUGCAUGUCCAUAGGAUCCUGCAUGUGUGUGUAUUUCGGCCUAUGUUUGUGUAGCAUGUUAAUUAAACAGAGUUUAAAAACUGCAUUUCCCCUCGCAGGAUAAAUUAUUAUUAUUAAGUCAUACGUUUCAGAGACAAAAUUUAAAAUGAUUGAUGAAUGAUGAAGAAAAAAAUUUAGAAAAACGACAAGCUUUUCAGUCCUCAUCCAGUAUGGACUGUUGAUCUAUGUUGGAGCUAUUUAAUUGGGCAUAGAAUUAGUUUUUGUAUUUAGUUUACUGAUAUUUGGGUGGUGUUGUUUAUUUAAUUAUUCUACACGUUUUCUUUAUUUAGAAAAGAUUUUGGGUAACGUUUUCUUUUUUGCUAGUUAUUUGUUUAGUAAAUUUAGUUUUGUACUAGUAUUUUGUUAGGUAUUUGGGCAAUACUGUGGGCACUGGAGAUUAUUUAAGUAAGCGGCAGGUAGAGGACCAGAAUGCACCUGGGUGGGCCUAUUGUUUUUUAACAGGUCAAGAGAGGCAGCGGGAGCCACGAUUUUCUUUGUUCUUUUGUUUGUUUUCAUCAAAUAAACCAGCAAAAUACCGCA
This is a messenger RNA of Labrus bergylta (ballan wrasse), 2154 nucleotides long. The record is from RefSeq and is a predicted model, not a curated record. Lineage: Eukaryota; Metazoa; Chordata; Actinopteri; Labriformes; Labridae.